AUGUACUGGCGCAUUGGGCUCGCAUGGUCCCGUUCGUGUGUGAUUGAUAUUGGACGGAAUCAGAGCCUUUCCCUGGGGUUAUGUGGCUUGGAUGAACAGCUCUCAUUUUAUGGGUACAUCAUCGCCUACCCACUGCAGGACUACGCCGGGAUCAUGUCAGCACUUGGGUCGGACUCGUGGUGGCGGAAAACGCUCUAUCUUACCGGAGGCGCAUUACUUGCCGCCGCUGCUUACUUACUGCACGAGCUGCUCGCCAUCAGAAAGGAGCAGGAGCUGGAUUCGAAAGACGCCAUCAUUCUUCAUCAGUUCUCCAGACCCAAAAGUGGAGUGCCCAGUCUCUCCCCUUUCUGCCUGAAAAUGGAGACCUACCUACGCAUGGUAGAUCUACCUUACCAGAACUACUUUGAUGGUAAGUUGUCAGCCCAAGGGAAGAUGCCGUGGAUUGAGUAUAACCAGGAGCAGGUGUGUGGAACAGAGUUCAUCAUGGACUUCUUGGAGGAGAGGCUGGGAGUGAAUCUUAAUAAGGACCUCAGUCCACAGGAGAAGGCUGUGUCUCAUGCCAUAACCAAGAUGGUGGAGGAGCAUUUCUACUGGACAAUCGUGUACUGUCAGUGGGUGGAUAACUUGGAACAGACCCAGAAGAUGUUGGCGGUGACUGGUCCGCUCAGCGACCUGCUGAAGUGGAUCUGGAGUCAUGUUACAGGUGGGAUAGUCAGACGAGAGAUGUAUGGCCACGGACUGGGACGAUUCUCCCGUGAGGAAGUCUACGCCCUGAUGGAGAGGGACAUGCGCACACUUGCCACGCUGCUGGGUGAUAAGAGGUACAUUAUGGGGCCAGCGCUCUCUGCAGUGGACGCUGUUGUCUUUGGUCAUUUGGCCCAGGCCAUGUGGACACUGCCAGGCACGCGCCCAGAGCAGCUCAUCAAAGGUGAGCUCAUCAACUUGGCCAUGUACUGUGAGCGGAUCAGGAGGAAGUUCUGGCCCGAAUGGUUUGUGGACUUGGACGACUUUUACUACGAGGACUCAAGGGAGGACGACGAUUCCCCCUCGCAGCUGCUUGACCUGGGCCUCUAUUCCAGAACCGACAGCUUCCAGGAGGAGCCCAGCACGCCUCUGGAAUCCUAUUCCAACGCAGAGACUCCAGACAGCGACUGCACUGGCCGUUCUCUGUUUGAUUCUGAUAUGGAUACAGAGAGCUCUGAGCCCGAACAGAUCAAGUCUUAA
Messenger RNA from Chanos chanos (milkfish), 1224 nucleotides. RefSeq names its product failed axon connections homolog, metaxin like GST domain containing a (gene faxca). The transcript is spliced from 6 exons. Lineage: Eukaryota; Metazoa; Chordata; Actinopteri; Gonorynchiformes; Chanidae. The record is from RefSeq and is a predicted model, not a curated record. Gene Ontology annotation, cellular component: cytoplasm. Bases 1 to 1224 code for a protein of 407 amino acids.